AUGGCCAACGCUAAUGCUGCAGUCAACCAGAGCGCCGUCGCCGUGGGUCUUGACGCCCUGAAGAAUAAUGAUGUAGACUUCUCGCUACUUGAAGAGGCCUUUGGCUCGUCCAGCCUGGGAAUCAUCGUGGUAAAGGAUCUCCCGUCCAAGUUCCAUGAGCUGCGACAUAAACUACUAUCGUACGCCUCUGCUCUUGGAAACUUACCAGAGGACGAAUUGGUCAAGCUCGAAUCUCCAGCAUCCAAGUGGCUGGUUGGCUGGUCUUGCGGAAAGGAGACGCUCAAAGAUGGCAAAUACGACACUCUCAAGGGCUCCUACUACGUCAACUGUGCUAGCGGGUUCGAAGAGCAGCAGAAGUCGGUUGCUGAAAAGUAUCCAUCCUUCCCAGAGUACACCGCGCCGAAUGUGUGGCCAGCUCAAGAGCUUCUCCCAGGCUUCGAGGAGACUUUCCGCGAGCUAUGUACCCUCAUCAUCGACAUAGCUGCAUUGGUUGCUCGUGCCUGCGACAAAUACGCUGAAGCCAACAUCGAUGGCUACCAAAAGGGAUACCUCGAGCAUGUAGUCAAGACAAGUGUCUUCACCAAGGCCAGGCUGCUGCAUUACUUCCCCAGUCCCUCGCCCGCCCCCAACACACCCAGCGGUGACGAAGACGACUGGUGUGCCACUCAUCUCGAUCAUGGAUGUCUGACCGGUCUGACAUCUGCCAUGUUCGUCGACGAGGCCACCAAUCCGCCAAAAACAGGUGCAUCAUUCUCGCCCCUACAAGAACUGGAUCGCUCACCGGACCCCAAGGCGGGUCUCUACAUUCACUCCCGUACCGGAAACGUCACAAAGGUCAGCAUACCUCGAGACUGUCUCGCGUUCCAAACAGGCGAAGCGCUCGAGAUCAUCACACAGGGCAAGUUCAAAGCCGUUCCCCACUUCGUGAGAGGCGCGGCGACUGGGGGAAAGGUAGCGAGGAACACAUUGGCAGUGUUCACCCAGCCGAACCUGUGGGACAAGGUCGACGACAAGAGAGACUUUGCAGCUUUUGCCAAGGAGAUUGUUGAGAAGAACCACUAG
Alternaria incomplexa is the source of this 1062-nucleotide messenger RNA. RefSeq lists its product as uncharacterized. The coding region runs from base 1 to 1062 and encodes 353 amino acids. The record is from RefSeq and is a predicted model, not a curated record. The transcript is spliced from 3 exons. NCBI's taxonomy places the organism in Eukaryota, Fungi, Ascomycota, Dothideomycetes, Pleosporales, Pleosporaceae.